AAUACAAAUAAAACAUUAUUUUGGUUUAAAUUUUAUAUUAACUUAAGAAUUUAAAUAGAACGUAAAUAGUUAAACUAAUUGCGUACUUUUAGUGGGAUAUAACCUCAACACUUUAAUGGCAGGCAAAAUUCAUGAAAAUUUAAAUAUAUCAAAAGCAAUUUUUCGGGAAAUUGAUGCAGAUGAUCCUAACGCUGAAUCAACUGUAAUUGAAAGUUUGUGUAUGAAUUGUGGGGAAAAUGGGAUAACUAGGAUAUUUCUUACAAAAAUUCCUUAUUAUAAAGAUAUAAUGUUAAUGUCGUUUGAAUGUGAGCAUUGUAACUAUCAAAAUAAUGAGAUACAAAGUGCAGGAAAGAUUGAAGAGAAAGGUAUCAAAAUCAAAUUAAGUAUUAACUCCAAAUCAGAUAUUAAUAGACAAGUUGUGAAGUCUGAUUAUACAAGUAUCUGCAUACCACAUCUUGAUUUUGAAAUACCUUCCCAAUCACAAAAAGGAGAAAUAACUACAGUUGAGGGAAUCAUCAACCGUGCAAUUGUUGGGUUACAGCAUGAUCAAGAUUGCCGCAAACAAAUAGAUACAAAAGCUGCAGAACAAAUUGAGCAAUUUAUAAAUAAGCUACAUGAUCUUAUGAAUGUUGAUGAACCAUUUAUUAUUUUACUUGAGGAUAUAUCAGGUAACACUACUGUUCAAAAUCCUAAAGCACCUCAGAAGGAUGAAGAAUGUGAAGUACAUCUUUUUAGAAGAACAAUGCAACAAAAUCAUAUUUUAGGUAUAUAUUCAGAAAAUGAAGAUACAAUUUUACAAUCAAUUAAUGAAGACGAGUAUACAUUAGAGGAAAUUGAAGGAGAAAUUAUAACUUUCAAAACUAAUUGUCCAGAAUGUAAUGCUGUUUGUGAAACAAAUAUGAAAAUGACAAAAAUACCAUAUUUUAAAGAAGUUGUGAUAAUGGCUACAGUUUGUGAAAUUUGUGGCCACAAAACCAAUGAAGUAAAAAGUGGUAGUGGUAUAGAACCUGAAGGUAUUAAAAUACAGAUAACAGUUAAUGCUAAAGAAGAUUUUAGUAGAGAUUUAUUAAAAUCUGAAACAUGUCAUAUGAAUAUUCCUGAAUUAGAUUUAGAAAUUGGCCCUGCUACUUUAGGUGGACGCUUUACUACUGUUGAAGGAAUUAUUAUUUCAAUAAAAGACCAGUUAGCAUCAUCAACUACUCUGAUAGGCGAUACUGCUGAUUCAAAUAUUGUAAAAAAAAUGAAUAAUUUUAUAACACAGCUUGAUAAAAUCUUACAUGAAAAUAAGAAGAUUACUUUGAUUCUUGAUGAUCCAGCUGGGAAUAGUUAUGUACAAAGUUUAUCUGAUAUUGGAUGUGACGAUAAAUUAAAAAUAACAAAAUAUACAAGAACUUUUGAACAAAAUGAAGAGCUUGGACUUAAUGAUAUGAAAGUUGAAAAUUAUUAAUAUAUUUUAUAAGUUUAU
This is a messenger RNA of Ceratosolen solmsi marchali, 1465 nucleotides long. RefSeq names its product zinc finger protein Zpr1 (gene Zpr1). NCBI's taxonomy places the organism in Eukaryota, Metazoa, Arthropoda, Insecta, Hymenoptera, Agaonidae. The record is from RefSeq and is a predicted model, not a curated record. The coding region runs from base 116 to 1447 and encodes 443 amino acids. The transcript is spliced from 4 exons. Gene Ontology annotation, molecular function: zinc ion binding. Gene Ontology annotation, cellular component: nucleus.